AUGAAGCACCAAUGUGACCUAUGUAUUGCGUUAAGCCUUAGUGCUUCAUUAAGCUUCUGUGGAUUGGGAUGUACCCUAUGUUUCUGUGGAUAUGGAAGAUGUAAUGGUGAACGCAGAAGGAAGUCUGUUCGUGGAUGCAUUGUCAGCCAACACCUGUCUAUUUUAAACUUGGUUAUAGUGAAGAAUGGAGAAAAUGAUUUGCCCGGGCUUACUGACACUGAAAAACCGAGGAUGAGAGGUCCAAAGAGAGCAUCCAAGAUCAGAAAGCUCUUUAACAUUUCCAAGGAAGAUGAUGUCUGGAAGUACGUCAACACUUACAGGAGGACUUUCACCACAAAAUCUGGCAAGAAGGUCAGUAAAGCUCCAAAAAUCCAGCAGCUGGUGACUCCAUUGACACUUCAGAGGAAGCAAACUAGAAUUGCAGAUAAGAAGAAGAGAAUCGCCAAGGCAAAGUCAGAGGCAGUUGAGUACCAGAAACUGGUUGGCAUGAGGCUGAAGGAGCAGCGAGAGCGUCGUAGUGAGAGUUUAGCCAAGAGGAGGUCCAAGCUCUUUGCUGCUUCUAAGCCUUCUGUUGUUUCUUAGAUUGCCUUCGAAGUU
Molecule: messenger RNA, 597 nt
Organism: Hibiscus syriacus
Lineage: Eukaryota; Viridiplantae; Streptophyta; Magnoliopsida; Malvales; Malvaceae
Product: 40S ribosomal protein S6-like
Exons: 3
Coding region: 1-582 (193 amino acids)
Biological process (GO): translation
Cellular component (GO): ribosome
Molecular function (GO): structural constituent of ribosome
Source: RefSeq, a predicted model, not a curated record